Molecule: messenger RNA, 1525 nt
Organism: Erythranthe guttata (spotted monkey flower)
Lineage: Eukaryota; Viridiplantae; Streptophyta; Magnoliopsida; Lamiales; Phrymaceae
Source: RefSeq, a predicted model, not a curated record
GGAAAAAAAAAUUAAAGUAAAAAACACCAAAAGGCCAACCCUAUAUGAAAGCUCUCUCUCGGGAGAGAGUGUGCAGAAAAUACAGCCUAUUUUCUCUCUCUUUUUUUUUUUAACUAACUCUUUUGCUAUUUCUCUCUCUCUACAUUUCAUCGAUCUCUGUACGUACAACGCAAUCGUUUCUCAAGUUUCUCUGCUCAUUUUUUAAGCAUUAAUCACAAUGCAAGUGUAUUUACUUUGUCUUCUGUUUGUUUUCGGUUUGCGCACCUUUUGAUUCUGAUGCUAAUGGAGCAGUACGAAAAGGUUGAGAAAAUUGGUGAGGGAACAUAUGGGGUGGUGUACAAGGCUCGUGAUCGUGUAACAAAUGAAACUAUUGCCCUGAAGAAAAUCCGGCUGGAGCAGGAAGAUGAAGGAGUGCCUAGCACCGCAAUCAGAGAGAUUUCUCUCUUGAAAGAGAUGCAACAUGGGAAUAUAGUAAGGUUGCAGGAUGUGGUGCACAGUGAGAAACGCUUGUAUCUCGUAUUUGAAUAUCUGGACUUGGAUUUGAAGAAACACAUGGAUUCUUGUCCAGAAUUCUCCCAGGAUCCUCGUAUGAUUAAAUCGUUUCUAUACCAAAUACUACGUGGAAUUUCCUAUUGUCACUCUCAUCGUGUUCUUCAUCGAGACUUGAAGCCUCAAAACUUGCUGAUAGAUCGACGCACCAAUGCUUUAAAACUUGCCGACUUUGGAUUGGCCAGAGCUUUUGGUAUUCCUGUCAGGACAUUUACACACGAGGUUGUGACUCUAUGGUACAGGGCUCCAGAAAUACUACUCGGAUCACGCCACUAUUCUACUCCUGUGGAUAUUUGGUCAGUUGGUUGUAUAUUUGCUGAGAUGGUAACCCAGCGAGCUCUGUUUCCUGGUGACUCUGAAAUUGACGAGCUCUUCAAGAUUUUUAGAGUUACGGGCACCCCGACUGAAGAAACAUGGCCCGGGGUAACAUCUCUGCCUGAUUUCAAAUCAACAUUUCCGAAGUGGCCGCCCAAGGAGCUGGCAACUAUUGUCCCAAAUCUUAAUCCUGCUGGUCUUGACCUCCUCAGUAAAAUGCUCUUCCUAGACCCCAGCAAAAGAAUUACUGCAAGACAUGCUCUCGAGCACGAGUACUUUAAGGAUAUUGGCUUUGUCCCGUAAUGUGGGCCCCCCUCAUCCUGGUGCAAAUGUAUAUUGGUAUGUGGCAUCUGUGGGGCUGUUCUAAUGUGUCAGAUAACAAGUUUGUUGUAUGCCCUUUGAUUUUUAUCUGCCUGUUCUUUUUUAUUCGUAAUUCGAUUUCUAUCGAAGUGGUUCUGGUCACAACUUAUGGAACUUGUCUUUGCUGAUUCCUUUUCACUAGCUCUGGCUUAUAUGUGCCCUCGUUUUUGUGUGAUUGCAUCAAGAAUUUUUUCCCCUAAAUUCGUCAGCUUCUUUGUAAGAUUGUGCUGAUGUAAAACAUGUUUAUCUGUUACUCUCCUCGUUAAUAGGUCGACAUGGUGUGCUGUUAGUUUGGUCAAAA